Molecule: messenger RNA, 804 nt
Organism: Debaryomyces fabryi
Lineage: Eukaryota; Fungi; Ascomycota; Pichiomycetes; Serinales; Debaryomycetaceae
Exons: 1
Coding region: 1-804 (267 amino acids)
Cellular component (GO): SAGA complex
Source: RefSeq, a predicted model, not a curated record
AUGCUGUCACCAGAAACAGAGGGAUAUUGGAAUAUUGUUAUUUCGUCACUCCAAGAUAUUUGCAGUGCCAAUGAAUCACUUUCUUUUGACAGUUUGUACAGUAAGUACGCUAAAGAUUCAAUGAAAGGUUUAUCAGAAGAAGAAUUAAAUAAAUUGAACGAGGAAAUAACGGAACAUAAAUCAAACGUGGGAACAGCUAAAAGGUUGGUUUCUGUUUCGCAGGAAAACUUACAAACCUUAAUUACCAAUUUGCAAACCUCUACCAAGCAGGCGAAUGAAACGUCACCACAAAAACCUGCAAGCCAACAGCCAGCAGCAUCUAAAGCUAGCGGUAAAGCACAUAAUAAGAAAACGAAUCCUAAGAAGGUGGGUAGACUGUAUUAUACAUCGAAAUUCAACCCUCUGGAACCUAUUUACGUUGGAUCUGAGGUAGCCUUCAAAUUGAAAAAUAGACACUUUGAAGAAUGGAUCCAAUGUGAGGUAAUGAAAGUAAUAGGUGAUGGAAUUAAGUUUGAAAUUAGGGAUCCAGAGCCGGAUGAAAAUAAUAAUCCUGGCCAAACUUUCAAAGCAGGCUACAAAGAAAUUUUAUUAAUACCUACGCUUGAAGAUGUACCUGAUCUCGUAAACUAUCCUUACGGAUCUAAAGUAAUAGCGAGAUACCCGGAGACUACUACAUUCUAUCCAGCAAUUGUUGUUGGUCAUAAAAAGGAUGGUAGUGUGAGAUUAAAAUUUGAUGGAGAAGAAGAAGUAAAUAAAGAAACAGAAAUAGAGAGGAGACUAGUACUACCAUUCCCAGAGAAAUGA